Paramuricea clavata is the source of this 8348-nucleotide messenger RNA. The record is from the annotation of a GenBank genome assembly. Lineage: Eukaryota; Metazoa; Cnidaria; Anthozoa; Malacalcyonacea; Plexauridae.
AUGGCGGCAGAAUUUCUUGAAUAUUCUCCAAAGAGAAGAAUGAUUUUUGACAAGUUUUUUGGAAAAGAAGGCGAAGAAAAAUGUCUAAAUAGCAUCUUGGAACAUCAUUUUAACUUCUCUGUAAGUAAUAGUUUCAAUAACAUGGUGUUUAAUGUUUUAAUUUCACUUUUAAAUUGUGACAAAUACUGACAAUAGUACAAAACAUAUUUUUGUAGGUUGGGGUGCUGGCACCUUCAUUUUCCAAGCAGAAGUUGUAUGAAAGUAUUUCUAGCGUGUUUACUGAGUUUAGUUGCUUGGCUGAAGUUACACUCACAGAAAUUUUAGACACAGAAUUUAUAUUAAAGUUUGUAAAACCAGGUUAAUUAUAAAAUGUUUUGUCUAUAUUUAUCACGUGGAGAAAAUAUGUAUUAAAGAGGUUUUACAGUGGCAAGAAUUCUCCGAAACUGGCUGGGAAAAUAUCAUGAUCUUAAAACAGUAAAUUAAUAUUUAUACAAUUUUUGCAAUUUAAUCUGCCAUCAAAUCCCUAAUUUUCAUUGUUUUUUAACAUGUAUCUGGUUACUUUUGUGCCCUUGACUGUAUCUUGAUGUGCACUUGAGAACUGUUUUGCACACCUGCACUUUGAUUUUCUAACAUUUGUGAACUCAUGAUUAUGCCAAAAAGUGCCCAACUCGUGCAAUCAACCUAAAUAAACUAAAUGAAAAUUUAAUAUCAAGUUAAUCAACUAAAUCAAUAAGUAAUUAAUUUUUUUUUAUUUAUUUUUUAUUAACUUAACAAUUGCAUGGUUGAUGGAAAGGACAACAGAACUAUUUGUUCCCUAUUAAGUCGCACCAAAAAAAAUUUAAAAUUACACUAAACAUAUAACAAUACAUAAAAUUACAAUCACAAUAUAUCAUGAACUAUGACUAUACAAUCCUACAUAUUUAUGAACAACAGUUUGUUUGCAAUGAACGACACUUGCUACACAGAGUUUCCACGUUCUAGGUCUAUCUAUAUUGAAGACAGUGUUCAGUUUGUUGGUAUAAUAUAUAUAUAUAUAUAUAUAUAUAUAUAUAUAUAUAUAUAUAUAUAUAUAUAUAUAUAUAUAUAUAUAUAUAUAUAUAUAUAUAUAUAUAGUUUAGUUUAGUUUAGUUUAGUUUAGUUUAGUUUAGUCUUAAAUUAAUUAAGGAGCAGUUUUUGCACAAAAUAUGACGUUUCAAAAAUUGUUUCCAUGUAGGUUCAGUGUGUGGUCUCAGCCAUGGAACCAAAAUUGACACGUCUGAUUGUGCAGCUUUACUACCAACAGGUGAAUUAUCAAGAACACUCAAUAAUCUAAAUCAGUGAAUUUCCUGUAUUCUGACAUUGAAUGAUUUUCCAGGAAUCCUUCAUCUCUCACUUACUAAAGAUACUUAUGAAUGUCUUGGUAUUCAAGGAAAACCUUCACCUUUUAAAAACAGUCUCAGAUUUGGUAAGGAAUCUCUCUUUAUAGAACAUUUUAUAGUUUGUAUCAAGUACUUCAGAAAUGUUUGUCUGUCAGUUUAUAUUACUGUAAUUUAAUAAUUACUAAUUAAGAACAGUACUAAUUAAUUAGAUUAAUGAAGGAACAUUGUUAGUUGAAACUAUAUGAGUAUCACUUUAUUUUAUAGACAUUGAGAUCAACUUAUUAGCACAGUAUUUUAAACCAAGCAAGAAAUUUUAUGAGAGGGCUUUAAGAGGAUUUCUCAAAACUGGAUUGAAGUUUAAAUUUUUGUUUUCUGCAAUAUCAAAGUCAGAUGGUAAGCAGUUGUUUCAAGUGAACUUGUUAUAUUUAAUCAAGUUAGUUAAUUAGUGAGUUAAUUAGUUAAUUAAUGAGUUUAUGAGCUGUAUAGUAUGCAAUUAGCAUUCCAUUCUGCCUAACACCAGGCAUUUUGUUUCUUAGAUGAUGAGCCCUCUAGACAAAAACUUGAAGCAUAUUUCAAAUCACAUGGCAUAAUCUAUGAAGCAUUCACAAACAAACAAGAACUGCAAGAAUUCUCAGAACUGGACAUUCCUGUAAUUUCAUACAACAAUGAACCUUUCUUGGAAGUGGAUUCAGAAUGUAAUGGCAUUGCUUUCCAUGAAUGGUUGGGCUGUGUUGUCUGUGGAGUUGACUGGUAUGUUGUUGGUUGAUGUAAAGGAGUGUUGGUGAAGAGUUGUUGGUGCAAGGACAAGCCUAAUUCACAUCUCCCAAACACCACAGAUUUUCCCUGGAUAGUUUAGAAUUGAUAGAGAUAUCCAAUAUAAAUAAAGUUAGCUUAAUAAAGUUAGCUUAAUUUAUUAAAGCAUAUUCAUAAGGACUGUAUUGCAUCAUUUCCCCAUGUAGUUCUGAAUCAGCUUCUGACAGUUUUGUGAGUACAUUAUCAUGUCCUCGACCACACCAUCCUGGCAAAGCAGCGUUUUGGAAAUGGACUGGAUUCCUUCACUCUGAUGCUGUUUGUGAGGUGAUCAAGUUAGCAAGGUAGAAAUAACUUGGAAAUUUAAAUUCUCAACUUUAUGUUGAUAAUACAGGUUCUUACUAUGAAUAUAACACAUCUAUGAAAGGUUGGUUAACCUCAAAAUCUUCUAUUGAAAUUUUAUCUUAAAGGCCAAGUGGAUGAGUUGUGAAUAUUCUGAUGAGGGUAUAUAUAUUCAGAACAUUCUUAACUCAUCUACUCAUUUCCAUCCAUCAGAAAAAGAACAUCACUAGAAAUCACAGCAAGAAUUGCAAGGUGUAACUACGAAAAGUUACACUUUAUAUGAGUUUGUCAAGUAACUCAUCUUACUUGGGGUGAAACCAUUGGUAAUGAAGAUUUUGAGGUGAACUCAUUUGUGAACCAAAACUUAUAUAUAUAUGUAUAUAUUUCUUACAGGGAAGUGUUGAAUAAAAAUCCCCAAGUCCCUUGGCUCAGUAUAAUGAUAUGGGGGUUCAGUGACAGUCCAAUAUCAUGGAGAGAUCAUCGGCAUGGUUACUUUUUAAGUGGUGACAAUCAUUCGACUGUGGUGGUGUUUCAGAAGGAACAGUUAUGGUUGUACAGGUCUCUGGGAGAUCAUGAUGAACAACCAUGAGUACAUUCAGGGGAUCUGGGGGUGUUCCUUGUGGAUAAAAGGUGGAACUUGGGGUGAGUAAUGUUGAUAAUUUUAAACUGUGUUUAUUGUUUUGUGAGAAUUAAUCCUGGCUCGUAUUUGAUCAUAAAGAAAACCCAACAUGAGUUAUACCAUAUGAAAUGUUUGGGAUAGCUUUCCAUAAAAAUGUGAAACUAUACUACUGAUUUAAGAAUUUAAAUUGUGGUGUUGAUACGGUUGUCAAGCUAGAGUUCAACACACAAUAUCAAAGUUGAAAUAAGCCCGCUCUACAGACUUCUGAAGCCACUGAACGUCUUUGAUUGAUUGGCCACAUUGAGAUGUUCCUCCUUUAUAACAAAGAAUUCCAUUUUUACAUCCAAUAAAUGUUCCUUUCUUCAUCAUGAAGGUUUAUAAUUCCUUGAACCUAGAAUCUCUAAGUUGAAAUACGGACAUUCUGAAGUCCUCAAGAGUCUUUCAGAGAUCAACCACAUUGUGAGACUGUUAUUCCUCCUUUGUAAGUAAACAUACCAUUUUGACAUCCAAGAAACUUUCCUUUCUUGACUUGAUCAUGAAGGUUUAUAUUCGCCUCUUCCAUGGCUGGUGUGUACAGAGCAACAAUGCGAACACACGUCUUCUUUUCCUUACCGUAUACUUUAUAAGAAAUACCAAAGUUCUUGCUGUCUUUCCAAAUUACUUGACGGAACUCGGAUUUUGUCUGUCGCGGUGAAUCCUGCUGCCCAAAAUCGUAAAAACACGCAUCUUUGUACCUGGAGGACAGAAAGCAGAAUUUGUCACGAAGUUCAAAAUACAUAAUGAUAUUCACAAACCGGUUUUGCAUGCUUCAGCUGCAAGGAAAGAUUAUACAUCCAAGCUUUAUCCAAAAAUUAUAAUAAAUCUUACCAUUCUUUCGUGACUGCAGCGCCAGAUAUGGUGCCUUGACAAAUAUCAAACACAUUCAUACCAGCUUCACUUCUUAUUAUACCACCUCCCUCGUCUGGAGUGGUCUUUCUCAACGCUGCCCGACGUAGAUUCUGACUCAAUCUUAAUGCAGGCACGCCAUGCAUGCCUCGUAACAUAUUAUGUGUGUUGAGAGCUGAGGAUACGAACGACUGUAAAUCUAAACAUAAAACACAGAUCCUUAGGAGUAAGAAGUGUUCAUCAUUUACACCAGAAUACUGUAUUGGAUCGAGGGCUUCACUCUGUGAGCGUUACAAGGCAGCAGAUGGUGGUCAACUUGAGACAUUUAUACGAGUCAAAAAAAUUAGACUGAAUCUCUCAAUUCUAUUUAUUUGCCUCCAAAUACUGCGGAUUUCGAUUUACCGUUUCAGGGUUUCCAUUUCCAGUGAUUGUUUUUCCGUUAAAACGAACAAGUUGCUAAGGGCCAAUGUCAAUGUUACUAAGUGAAGUCUAGUGGUCUUUGUCCGUUGUUUUCUUAUCCGUUGUUUUCUUAUCCGUUGUUUAUCAUUUGUGAAUGUAACUGUUAUAUUCGUAUUUAUCUCGUCAUUGGCAACAUUUUGAUAUAUAAUUUACGAAGCUUUGUGGAUCAUUUCAUGUUUUUAUUGAUAUUUUGGAAAUUGUACCGUAUAAAAGGCCAGUAAAUAAUUUUGAAGCCUUUUAUACGCUACAAUUUCCAAAAUAUCAAUAAAAACAUGAAAUGAUCCACAAAGCUUUGUAAAUUAUAUAUCAAAAUGUUGCCAAAGACGAGAUAAACACGAAUAUAACAGUUACAUUUACAAAUGAUAAACAACGGACAAGAAAACAACGGACAAACCGGAAAUUAAAGCGCUGAAACGGUAAAUCGAAAUCCGCAGUACAAGACUACAGUAUAUGAGAAGAGUUAUCUACUGUACCACUUAUAUUCGCGUCAAGAUGCCAAGUUCAACAACACAGAAACAUGUACACUUAAGAAUACCUUCCAUUGCUCCCAAACCACCAGCACUGCCCCCUGCUAUACCAUUCUGUCCUGCGACCAUCCCUUUAAACUUCCCGCGCCGAACAUUUCUUCUAAAGUUUCUUUUUGUUCCUACAUAUCCAGUAGGCUGAUAUCUCGCACAAUAAAAUACAAACAUUUGUCCUUUCACUUUCCCAACUGCUCUUCCUACACCGAUACGUCGCGUCUUUCUCCAAACGAGUUGAACGAACGCUGAAUAUGGGGCUCCAUUUCUCCCCUUAUGUUUCUUAAAGUCGUACUUAUAUACUUGAUCAUACCUGAAUCAGUGAGAAAUUUUAGUGAGCUUUGUUCUGGUUUUAGGUAGACUUUUGGGGCAACCUUGCAACUCUUCAUAAUCCUUGCAAUCCUGAUCUUGGCAAAACCUAAUCCCGGGGCCGGUGAGAGAUUGUGUGGUGCCCUGCGCAAAACCUUCCCAGCGAUCACUAUGUAUUUUAUAUUUUCAAGAAAAUCACUACCUGGUGGAAAGCGCUACCUUCGUACAACCGGCUCCAGAAAAACAUGAGCAUGCCUCUACUUAUGGAUUCAUCCUGCUCGAAAGACCAUCUAGUGACUUUCUACUCACCAUGUUUUAACCACCGUAGCUCCAGUAAUAGGAACAGCACUCAUGAGUAAGUUCUCACCAAUUUUGAUACUCGUGAAAGACUGUGAGUGUCUUAUUUUCUUGACGCUGUUUGCCAGAGUUCUUGCAUACGCCAUGGCAGCUUUGGAUAACUUUGGAUCGAGUCUCAGUGCUUUAGCGUUGUGAAUCUUACGAUAUUUAUUGUGUGUUUGUAAGACAUCCUGCUGGUACCCUUUAAUUCCUGAAAAACAUUUAAACUAUGAUUAGUGUACGCCGAGUAGUCUUACGCGUAUAGAAAAUUUUCUUGUUCUAGUAUGGAAGUAUAUAUUAGCUAGUAUAUAUUGCCUUACGGCAGGGGCAUAUUAGUCUACUCCAGUAGUUACCUUUACUGCGACCCUAGACUACCUGCAGUUUUUAUUUUAUCCUUGCUAAUGAACAUAACGUCCCAAACCAAAGUUAAAAGACGCAAAAAGUACGUAGUAUAUUUACCCUGUGAAAACACGAAUUUCCCCUUUGCCGACAAAUAUCCACCAUUCCCUGUCCUGCCAAGAUUCAAUGACAUUCCCCCUCCUAGCCCUCCAGCUCCACCAAAACCCAUAUUCAUACCAAUGCCUCCAGUGCCCCCACCAACAGCUCCUCCCAUCUUACCACCAACAGAACCACCCAUCUUACCACCAACAGCCCCACCCAUAUUACCACCAACAGCCCCUCCCAUCUUUCCACCAACAGCCCCACCCAUAUUACCACCAACAGCCCCACCCAUAUUACCACCAACAGCCCCACCCAUCUUUCCACCAACAGCCCCACCCAUAUUACCACCAACAGACCCACCCAUAUUACCACCAACAGCUGCUCCCAUCUUACCACCAACAGCCCCACCCAUCUUACCACCAACAGGCCCGCCCAUAUUACCACCAACAGCCCCUCCCAUCUUUCCACCAACAGCCCCACCCAUAUUACCACCAACAGCCCCUCCCAUUUUACCACCACUGGUUUGACCACCAGAUGUACCCCAACUCCCCUGUCCACCAUUACUAGCACCAUUUGAAGCUGAAUUUCCAGAAGAACCAGAAGCACCCUUAUUUCCACCAGAUGUACUCCAACUCCACUGUCCACCAUUACUACCGCCAUUUGAAGCUGAAUUUCCAGAAGAACCCUUAUUUCCACCAGAUGUACUCCAACUCCACUGUCCACCAUUACUACCACCAUUUGAAGCUGAAUUUCCAGAAGUACCCUUAUUUCCACCAGAUGUACUCCAACUCCACUGUCCACCAUUACUACCACCAUUUGAAGCUGAAUUUCCAGAAGUACCCUUAUUUCCACCAGAUGUACUCCAACUCCACUGUCCACCAUUACCACCACCACCUUUUGAAGCUGAAUUUUCAGAAGCACCCUUAUUUCCACCAGAUGUACUCCAACUCCACUGACCACCAUUACCAGCACUGUUAUCAGUUGUACCACCAUUUGAUUUGGAGUUCGAACCCCAACUAGUACUCCAUGAUUUUGCAUCUGCCAUUUUGUUGGCGGAGUUACCAUGUGUCUUUGUCCAGUUUGCAGUCUUCACAAAACCCUCUCUUGUAUUCCCUGCAUCGUGCAUUGUACUGUAUGUUCCAUCUUGUAAUACUUUACGAUGUUUGAUUUCAGAACUGUGCUCAUAUCUGGCGUUAGAAUGGUGUAUGUUGGUUGGAGUGCUCUUUUGUGCUCUGUCUUUGAUGUGCACGACAAGAGGUGAAUGACUCCCAUCUUUUAUGUGUAUGUCUACGCUGUUUUUUCUCACUGUUGACCCUACAACUAAAACUAUUCUAUGAGAGAGUGUGCUAAUGAAAACCAAGCAUAAGAUUGGGUUACUCACACAAAGUGGAACACUAAACAGUGUAGUGUAUUAGCUAGCAAAUGUACCACACAAAAAUGCAUUUCAAGGCCUGUAUACCCAGACAAUUACCACCACCUGUUUGAAAAUGUAUCACUUUAAAUUAAAGGUAUAUUGUUUGUAAAAUUAAUAUAGCUUCGCUGCCAGGCAAAAAUGUCGGGGGUAUAGAGAAGAAAGCAGUGGGGUCCCUAACUUAGACAAAUGAGGCAAUAGAAUUCAAUCGAAGUGUAUCAAUUUUAUCAUCGUAAUAUAUCAGUAUUACGUGUUUAUAUGCACAUUGUAAUUGCUACAAUAAACUGAAAUUAAUUAGAAACAAUUAUCGCUUACCUUUCGCUAAAUAUACCAGAACAACAUAGAUAGAUAAUGGCUUCAUUUAUGUACAAAAUGUUAUCAUUUCUCAGUCGUUUUGUUCAGAGUAUUUUUAAAAUUGAAUAAACUUCUGUUGUGUAAACGUUGUUUAUUCCAAGGUUUGUAGGAGGCCCGCAGUGCUUUUGAGGUUUUCAAUUCAUGUUUCACAGGUGACCACAAACUUUCACGUCCCAGAUUUUACUUUUAUAAUUUGUCCAAGCGGAACUAGUUCCCCAGAAUGUUUUCAUCAACUUUAAAUGGUUUAGCAAUAUAAAAGAUGGAACUUUUCUAUGAAUUCAUUUGAAUUGAAUUUCAGCAAUAAUGCAUAUACUACUGAUUUUGAUUUUAUUUUUUUUUAAGAACUUUAUUGGGUCAUUAACAACUACAUUUACAAUAAUUAUACUAACAAAUAAUUGGGCAAAGAUACACUAAUUUAAAAUAACAACAACAAAAGAACCCAAUUGGGAAAAUUGCGAACGAGACUCCAAGUUCCCAUGCGGGGCACUUCCCCUAAAAAAGUAAGUUUAUGUCCUAUGGCAGGAGCCACGUACGAGGAUCCAUGUACCCGGUUUUCGGGUGAUUGA